Molecule: messenger RNA, 5212 nt
Organism: Mytilus trossulus (common blue mussel)
Lineage: Eukaryota; Metazoa; Mollusca; Bivalvia; Mytilida; Mytilidae
Product: pre-mRNA 3' end processing protein WDR33-like
Exons: 17
Coding region: 229-3453 (1074 amino acids)
Cellular component (GO): mRNA cleavage and polyadenylation specificity factor complex
Molecular function (GO): protein binding
Source: RefSeq, a predicted model, not a curated record
UACUAUUGGUCGCCAUUUGUAUGAAACGUGCGAAAAGAAGACAACGAUGUUAUAGAAGAUCUUUGUUGUUGUUUGACAAUAAACAUUUUGCCUGAAUAAAUAAUAAAGCAAACCAAACACAUUCAUAUCCAUAGGCACAACUGUAAGUCUGGUAGCAGCGCCUUGUUUAGGAUUAACGCACUGAAAAAUUUAACAAUGACUUAGAGGGAUUAACAAUCAACAGCCAAGAUGGAGGGUGGUGUUGCCACUAUGCCUAUGGGCAGACCAUUCCAACCAAGCAAUUACCAAUAUAUGCCACCCAAGCCAAAUCAUCAACAACUGCAGAAGCCGCCUAGUUACCAACAGCCACAACAGAAUGCCACCCCACAACCACCGGGUGGUGUUGAUCCAAGUAAAGACCCGAAUCAAGCUGCUGCAGGGCAGGUAGUUAUGUUUGACGGUAAACGGAUGAGGAAAGCAGUACACAGGAAAACAGUGGAUUAUAAUUCUGCAGUGAUUAAAUAUAUAGAGAAUCGGUGUUGGCAGAGAGAUGAUAGAGAUGUCAGGGCUGUUAUGCCAGAUGCUUUGUAUCAGAUAGAUCUGACUCCACCAUUGAGUAUGAAAACUAAUCCAAUGAACUGUGUGACCACAAAGUUUAUAAGAACAUCAACAAAUAAAUUCAGAUGCCCAAUAUUCUGUCUUGCUUGGACACCUGAAGGUAGAAGACUUGUAACUGGGGCAUCCAGUGGGGAAUUCACCUUAUGGAAUGGUUUAACUUUCAACUUUGAAACUAUUUUGCAAGCCCAUGAUACAUCAGUACGAGCGAUGGUAUGGAGUAACAACGACUCGUGGAUGAUAACUGGAGAUCAUUCAGGAUUUAUCAAGUAUUGGCAGUCCAAUAUGAACAAUGUAAAGAUGUUUCAAGGACAUAAGGAGCCCGUUCGUGGGAUCAGUUUUUCUCCAUCUGACAAUAAAUUUACGACUUGUUCUGAUGAUGGUACUGUUCGAAUCUGGGAUUUCCAGAAAUGCCAAGAAGAGAAGAUUUUGAGAGGACAUGGUGCCGAUGUGAAAUGUGUUGGCUGGCAUCCACAUAAAAGUCUGAUAGCCUCAGGAAGUAAAGAUAACCAGCAGCCAUUGAAACUAUGGGAUGCUAAAACUGGAUCCUGUCUAGCUACAUUGCAUGCUCAUAAAAUGACAGUAAUGCAGCUCCAGUGGAAUAAGAAUGGUAACUGGUUACUGACAGCAUCACGUGAUCAUCUCAUUAAACUGUUUGACAUACGUAACAUGAAGGAGGAAGUCCAGACAUUUAAAGGACAUAAAAAAGAGGCUACAGCAAUAGACUGGCACCCUAUACAUGAAGGAUUAUUUGCCUCGGGGGGUUCUGAUGGAGCUGUCAUGUUCUGGCAUGUCGGAACCGACAGAGAAUUAGGUGGAAUGGAGAUGGCUCACGAAGGCAUGGUCUGGAGUUUGGCAUGGCAUCCACUUGGACAUAUAUUGGCCUCUGGGUCUAAUGAUCAUACAACAAAAUUUUGGACACGUAAUCGUCCUGGAGAUAGAAUGAGAGACAAAUAUAACUUGAACACAUUGGGUGGAUCAGAACACGAGUUACCAGAGUUUGAUUUAGACAACACCACCCCAAUAGUAACAUCUGUGUCAACUAUACCUGGCGUGAAUGAGGGAUCAACAGAAGAUUUCAGCAACAUGGAAGAUAUGUCAGAACAAGACAUAUCAAUACCAGGUUUAGACUGGGAAACAGAUGCUCAAUUCUUAAAGGACAGUCAUAGAGAACAUAAUCAGAGACGAAAGAUACCGUACUCCCGUCCCAUAGACAGAGAGUUCGUUCAUGCAUGGAGAAGUAAUAAACAACCACCAGCAAUAUCUGGUGAAAAAGUAGAUGAAAAACCCAAAGCACCUUUACCAAGUUUAUUGGAAUUGCCCUCUGUUAAACCAGCUGGGGAUUUCAACCUGGAAACUUUGAAGGAUGAAGAGGGUGAUAGACAUGGGAAACAGCUUAGACAAGGCAGAAACAAAGACUUCCAGAGAGAUAAGAGAGGAUUUCCUGGUCGGGACAGAGAUGAUCAAGAUGGCGACAGAGAUGAAAGAGAUUCCCGCCAUGACAGAUCCAGAAAUGAUUCUCAAAACAUGGAUGAUUUUGAUGAACGAAUGGCAGAGGAAAACUUGAUUGAGCUCCAAGAGAGAAUGGAUAGGGGAGAGGACAUGAGGGAUGAUGAAAUUAUGGAACUGCAAGAUGGAAGAAUGGGAAAUAGGAAAGGAAUGAUGGGUAAUCAGCAAGGCAUGAUGGGACCUAAAGGAAUGAUGGGAGAUAGACCAGGAAUGAUGGGUAAUCAACAGGGAAUGAUGGGUAAUCAGCCUCGAAUGAUGGGGCCUCAAGGGGUAAUGGGCAAUCAGCAAAACAUGAUGGGACAGAACAGACCAGGUCUUAUAGGAAAUCAACCACCAGGCAUGAUGGGUAAUAGGCCAGGACUUCUUGGAAAUCAAGGAUUAAUUGACAAACCUGGUCCUGGAAUGAUGGGAAAUCAACAAAAUAUGAUGGGACAAAAUCGGCCAGGAAUGUUAGGAAAUCAACCUGGUGGCAUUCCAGGACCUGGUCCUGGAGUAAUGGGACCUAAAGGCAUGAUGGGUGACAGACCUGGAUUCAUGGGAAAUAGAAUGGGAGGUCCAAUGGGACCGCAGGGCAUGAUGAGCCCUGGAAACAGAAUGGCUGGUCCUGGACCACAAGGUGGUCAGAGAAUGCCAUUACUGGGUCCAGCGCCUGGAAUGGGUGUUCAAGGAGGACCAAAUAUGAACAGGCCUUUUGAUAUGGACCAAGAUUUUAGAGGUCCGAAUCAAAAUCAAGGCAAUAAUAGAGGAGGUGGUGGAUUUAACGAUACUGACUUUAGAAAUCAAGACUCAGAUUUUCGUCAAGAUUCUGAUUUCCGUGGUGACAGUGACUUGCGAAAAAGAAAUCGUGAAGAUAGGGACAAUAGAUUUCCUGACAGGAAUCAAAGUUUUGAUCAAGACAGGAAGCAGCAUUUUGAUCUGGACAGGGAUAAUAGAUUUAACAUGAAUAAAGAUCAGAAUAGACAAGAAGAAAUGAUGGACUUUGAUGACCGUGAUUCAAGGCCAAGGGGUGGCUUGGAUGACAGUGAUUCAAGGCCAAGAGGAGGGUUAGAUGGUUCUUUCCGUGAAAAAAGAGACAAUUUUGGUGAUGGGAAUCAAAGAGAGAAUUUUGGUGAUCGAAAUCAAAGAGAAAAUUUCAAUGAUAGAAAUCAAGGUGAAAAUUUCAAUGACCGCAAUCAACGAGAUAACUUUGGUGAUAAUAGAAAUCAAAGAGAUAACUUUGGAGACAAUAGAAACAGAGACAAUUUUGGUGGUAACAACAGAGACUGGAAUGAUCGAGGUGGACACAGGGGAGGGAGGGGAGGUAGGGGUGGUGGAAGAGGAGGCAGAGGAGGGUGGCGAGGAGGAAGAUAAUCAUUUAUUGUUCACAUGUCUCAAGACUUACUACUCAGUGCUGAAUAAGAGUUUGAACUUGUUUAUGAUCUCUAUAUUGCUUUAAAUGAGUUCCACAUGAUUUAAAUCUUCAUUCAGAGAUCAUCAGAGUCAAAACUUGAAGGUCAAAGGUUGCCUUUAUGAAAUGAGUCUUACAGGCUGAACUAUUCUUUAAAUUUUGGAACCUCUUGCAAAAAUUUCAAAAGAAUUAUUGUUUAAAAAAAAGAAUAAAAUAUAGAGAAAGUAAAUCAAAAUUAACCCAAUUAAGCUCAAUUCUAAGAAUAGCUUAUGGUGAUCCUGUGCUUUAUUUAUAAGGUAUAGGAACUACUGUAGUGUAUGAGCCUUGACAGUCCUCUUUAAAUUAAGUAUUUGUUCUAUAAAAACUUGCCUUUCCUAAGAAAGAUAGUGUGAGGUAUUGGCAUUACUUGGUGUAGUCUGUUAUCAGUUAUGCAAUAUUAAACAUUAAUCUAUGAUGCAAAUGCCCCAUUAAGGAUAAAACUUUGCCUGCAUCAUUAUUGGGUGUCUUCUUUAUUCUUGUUAAACUGGCAAGGAACAAUGAUAGUUGCUGUUAAUGUCAAAAGAAAUAUGCUUACGGUAGAUCAAAUCUGUCAAAAAAAAUCAGAGAAAACUUGUUUGGAAUUAAUUGGCGAAAAAUAUUUAGGAAAUAGUGUGGGUGAGAUUGUCUUGAAGAAUUAUAGUAAGGUUUUAAAUGACCAUACUUCCCAUCAGACAUGGCUGCAAUUUCUGAAUAUAUAUUUAAAAAAUGUUAGAAGAGAUUAGACAAAUGACUUAAAUAGUGCUAUUUAUUGUUGUUGUUGCAAGAACAGAUCUAGAGCAUUUGACAAAUAACUUUAAUAGUGCUUUUCAUUGCUGUUGUUGCAAGAACAGAUCAUUUGGUUUUAAAAGAAAUGGAAUCUGAAAAAUAAAUCAAAUGUGUUACGACACCCAAACACUUCAGUCCAUUUAAUAUCUUCUCUCUGAUCUAGAAUGAUUUAAUUUCAGCUCAGCUGGUACAAACGAUAAGUCAUUAUGUUCAAUAUUUAUUUUACAUUUUUUCGUUUUUCACAGAUAAUCAUUUUGACAUUAAUCAUUCAUUCAUCAAUUCAUUAUUUCCUUCAUCAAUUCAUUCAUUCAUUUCAUUGGACACGAGACAUUAUUGUAUAAAAAGAGUUGUAAGCAUCUGUGAGUGAGUAUAAGAAACAAAGCACAUCAAAAUGAUUUGCUUUUCAACAUUGUAAUACUGCUUACUAGAAAAAUCUUCAAUUUAAGAAAAUCACUAUAAAGUCUUACUUUUUGAAAUAUGAUGUCAGUCGAUCAUUGAAUAACUGUUUAUAAUUAACAAGUGUAUAAAAAAGUAGACUUUACUGAAAUUCAAGAUAUUCAAGGUACAUACAAAUAAGCAAACAUACAUAUAUCUUUCCUAUACCUUGCCUGUUUUGUGGCAUUCAAAGUAAGAAAAUUCCACAAUAUAUAUCGAUUCCAAGAGAUACCAUACAAUUAUAAAACUUGAAUAAAUGUUUGUACCUAAAUUCUUAAAUGUACUGUAAUGUUAAUGUUCUAGAUGUCAAAUUUUUAUGAUACUGGUGAUGUUGAAGAAAAAUUUCAUUUGUCAAAAUAUGUACAAUGAAAGGCAUUGAUAUGCAUUAAAAUUUUAUACUAUUUAUAUUAAGCAGUCUGGUUAUUUGUAUAAAUAGAUAAUUUCAUGACAAUUUGAUGCUUAAGGUCUAAUUUGUAAAUAAAA